ACAUACAAAUUGAUGCAAAUGUGACGGUGAUUCGUGACGCUUGUGACUCGUUGAAAAUUCAUGUUGCUAUAGAAAAAAAUCCUAUAAAGAAAAAAUCAUCAAGAGAAUCGACAACCAUGUUUCAGUUCGGGUUUAACAUGUUCCCGGAGAUUCCGCGGCCCUUCAACACUCAGUACAAAUGCUUCUCAGUGUCGAUGUUGCCUGGAACCUAUCGUCAGGAUGUUGAACGCGGCGGCAAGAUAAUCAUGCCACCAUCUGCCUUGGAGCAGCUUACAAGGCUCAAUAUUAUUUACCCGAUGUUAUUCAAACUAACCAACAAGAAAACAAAUAGAAUUACUCAUUGUGGUGUAUUGGAAUUUAUCGCUGAUGAAGGAAAAGUCUAUUUGCCUUAUUGGAUGAUGCAUAAUCUUUUGCUGGAGGAAGGCGAGUUACUGAAUGUAGAGAGUGUGUCAUUACCAGUUGCAACAUUCUCUCGUUUUCAGCCACAGUCAGAAGACUUUCUAGACAUUACAAAUCCAAAGGCUGUAUUAGAGAAUGGCUUGCGCAGCUUUGCCUGUCUAACUACAGGUGAUGUGAUUGCGAUCAAAUAUAAUCAGAAGAUUUACGAAAUGUGUGUGCUAGAAACCAGACCUGGUCCAGCAGUUAGUAUCAUUGAGUGUGAUAUGAAUGUGGAGUUUGCUCCACCGGUAGGCUAUAAAGAGCCAAUACGAAAGCCAAAGAAGGAAGAAGAUGAUAUAGAGCAUCUGGCUGAUUUGAUGCCGGCGCAGACUGGCUUUGUACCUUUUCAGGGUGAAGGGGUCCGGCUGGAUGGUAAAAAACGCAAAGACAUGCCCAAGCAGGAAACUGUAACUACCAAGCCGACCUAUGUUCGCGGAAUACCAGAUUAUGAUUAUCAAAUAGGCACUCUUAGGUUCCUGCGAAAUAUGAAGCCAGCGAAUAAUAAGGAGACGAAGGAUCCAGACGAGUUUAAGGCGUUUACUGGCGAAGGGUUUACACUUCUAAGGAAAUCCAGAAAAUAAUAGAAUAACGAACAAUUAUUUAUUUUUAAUUUAUAAAUUUAUGAGAGAGUUUGCCAGAAUGAAUGUUGUAUUAUCUGAAUUACUAUUUUAAUAAGAUAUACGUAUGUUU
Messenger RNA from Mycetomoellerius zeteki, 1128 nucleotides. RefSeq names its product ubiquitin fusion-degradation 1-like (gene Ufd1-like). Gene Ontology annotation, molecular function: polyubiquitin modification-dependent protein binding. Gene Ontology annotation, cellular component: VCP-NPL4-UFD1 AAA ATPase complex. Gene Ontology annotation, biological process: ubiquitin-dependent protein catabolic process; ERAD pathway. The coding region runs from base 117 to 1019 and encodes 300 amino acids. The record is from RefSeq and is a predicted model, not a curated record. The transcript has 5 exons. Lineage: Eukaryota; Metazoa; Arthropoda; Insecta; Hymenoptera; Formicidae.